ACCAGAGACCACCAUUUCCCUUCACUUCAUUGUAUUUUUGUUGUGAUCUAUGGACACUCAUUAUUGUGGCUCACAAAAUUGUGUGGAUAAGAGAGAGAAGAAAGGUUCGCAUUUGGAGCAAAAGCUUAUUUGUGACGAGGAACAAGGGAAUUAUGGGUGGUUCUGUAGUGAUGAGGAGGCAGGUAUAGAUAGCAGGCAUGACAAAGAAUGGCGGGCUUUAGCUGGAGAGGGGACCACCUUCUUCAGAUCUUGCUUGAAUGGCCUCAAUACUAUAUGCGGAAUUGGAAUACUAUCAAUAUCAUAUGCACUAUCAGAAGCUGGGUGGGCAGGGCUAGCUCUACUCUUUCUAGUGGCCAUUGUCUGUUGUUACACUGGCAUUCUUCUUCAAAGAUGUAUGGACACAGACACGAAUAUCCAAACCUACCCAGACAUAGCAGACCGAGCGUUUGGCUAUUAUGGACAAGUGAUACUUUCAGUGUUUUUCUAUCUGGAACUCUAUCUGGUAGCAAUAGAAUUCUUGAUCUUGGAGGGAGAUAAUCUGGCAAAAUUAUUUCCCAGUUUGAGCUUUGAGGUGGCUGGGUGGACAAUCGAGAGAACCCAAGGGUUCAUAAUUCUUUCAGCACUAAUCAUAUUACCAACUGCUUUUCUGAGAAGCUUGGACCUGCUCGCUUAUGUUUCGGCCAGUGGAAUCUUGGCUUCAUUGGUUGUGAUUGCUUCUGUUACGUCGUCUGGCUUGGUAGAUGGAGUGGGAUUCCAUUCAAAGGGAAGGGCUCUCAAUCCAAGUGGAAUCCCUUCUGCCAUAAGCUUAUUUGCCUUCUGCUAUUGUGGGCAUGCUGUCUUUCCCACGAUAUGUUCUUCCAUGAAAGAUAGGACCAAAUUUUCUAAGGUCUUGAUUCUUUCUUUCACAAUCUCCACCUUGAUCUAUGGUUCAAUGGGGAUUCUUGGGUACUUGAUGUACGGAGAAGAAGUAAAAUCUCAGGUCACACUAAACCUCCCCAAUGGCAAACUCAGCUCCAAGAUAGCAAUUUACACCACUCUCAUAAAUCCAUUUACAAAAUAUGCAUUGGUAGUGACCCCAAUUGCAUCAGCUAUUGAAGAUGCCCUCCCUUCUACCAAGAGCAGCAGGUCAACAAACAUCUUUAUGAGAACCUUACUCAUGGCAAGCACAGUUACGGUGGCCCUCACAAUACCAUUAUUUGGGGAUUUAAUGACCUUAAUUGGAUCUUUUCUAAGCUGCACAGUUUCUUUGAUUUUCCCAUGCAUAUGUUACCUCAAGCUGUUUGGGAUCUCAAGGAUUUACAAACUGGAGCUGAUGUUUAUAUGUGGGAUUUUAGGUGUUGGUUCUUCAAUAGCCAUUUUGGGGAGCUAUUAUUCCUUACGACAAAUUGCUGAAAAUUUAUAGAGCCUCAGGUUCUUGAAGGCUUUUUGUUGUUUUUUUUUUUGUGAUUUGAGGAAAACUUUAGGUCUAAGAGUUUCUUAAUUGCCUGACUUGUGACCCAGUCCCCAUUUUGUAAGUGCUAGUCCGUCGGCAUACUAAUCCGCCGGCUACCGGCCCAUUUGACCCUAAUGAUAACCUCCCUUAUUUUUAUUUUUCUUUCUUUGGGUGUGUCAUGAACCCUAUUCUCCCUGGGAAAUAAAAAAUAAAAAAUUGUGUAAUUUAAAUCUGGUCAUGUGACUAUAAGAACAACUUGAAGUCCAUGCUCAUUCAU
Molecule: messenger RNA, 1709 nt
Organism: Amborella trichopoda
Lineage: Eukaryota; Viridiplantae; Streptophyta; Magnoliopsida; Amborellales; Amborellaceae
Product: amino acid transporter AVT1I-like
Biological process (GO): amino acid transmembrane transport
Cellular component (GO): vacuolar membrane
Molecular function (GO): L-amino acid transmembrane transporter activity
Source: RefSeq, a predicted model, not a curated record